AUGAGUACGCUUUUACUAGAUAGUCUAUCGUCAGAGACUACUCUAUUUACGGAUAGUGGGAAGGAUAGUUUGGAUGGUAUUUUAGGGGUGUGUGACAAUUUCUUGGAAGAAUUGAAACUGACAAAAGCGGCCUUGGAAGAACAGUUAGUUGAAGAAGAAAAUGGAGUAGAUCGCGAUAAUAAAGAUGAUCCGUUUGAGAACCUACAGAAAUCGUCGGACAAUUGGUAUAAUGAGUCUAUCGUGUAUCUUAAGACUUACAAUGCUAGUAUUAAUAAGUUUCUGAAAAAUAUCCUUAACAACAGCAAAUUUAACGUAGAUUUAGAUGAGGCAUAUACAUACCCCCUUAAUUUGAACAAUUUUCCAGUUAAAUAUAAUCAACAUGACUUAACAGAGUCUCCAACAAACUUGACUCCCGAUAUUACAAAUGAUAUUAGGGCGAUUAAAUUGCAAAACCACGGUGAAUUGAUUAAAGCAAUUAUUAUUCAUUUAUUGAAGAUUGGACAAUGUGAUCUUGUUAAGGACAUGAUUAAGGAAAUCGACCCAGAAGGUACCUUGAUGGUUGAUGAAACUCUUCUUGAAAAGUUCAAGCUCUUGAAUGAAAUUGUUGACGAUAUUGUUGUGAGGCACGAUUUAUCUAAGGUAUUGCACUGGUUCAAAGAUAAGUAUAAUUCCGACAAAAGUGGGUCUCGUGGUGUUGGAGGUAUUUCCCAACCAAUUAGGCUAUCUCACCACUACGAAAUAGAAUUCAAAUUUCAUAUGCUUCAAUUCACCAUACUUCUUAACGGGGACCAGGAAAAACGUUCAUUUGAUCUGGACAGAGUGUUGGCAGCUUACUUAUAUGCAAAAGAUAAUUUUUCCAAGUUUUUCAAAGAUUAUCUCCAUGAAAUCUCUCCACUUAUGACGUUACUUUUGUUUAAAACCACUCAGGAUGAAAAUAAUUCCCAACAAUACAUGGCCAAUAUGCUUUCAGAAUUCAUUACUAAAAUGAAACAAUCUUUUAAUGCGGAUCAAAAUAGCAGGACGGGACAGUAUAAACAGUCUCAGUUUAUUGGAGAAAUCUUAGCCAACUUCGAGAAUAUUCACGGCAACCAGUCCAUUUUUGUUAAUCUCUCAAAUGAAUUCAUAUCAGAUUAUUGUAAAGACUUGAAUCUAUCGAAUGACUCUUCCAUAUUUCAAAGUGUUCUUGCUGGCUUUAUCAACUUGCCUAGCUUUUAUAAGUACAAUAAAAUUCAAAUGAAAUUGAACAAAGUCUCGAAAGUUUCCCAAUCAAUUACCACUUUACCAACUCCUGGUAACGAUACCACUGGAAAUAAUGGUACGAGCUACGGAAUUUCAAGCGGAGAUGGUACGAUUGUCAAUUUUGAAGCAAGCUACCAUUAUGACCUACCAUUUCAAUUACCAGAUUCAAAUAAGUUUCUAUUUAAUUACCACCCGAUAUUUAUUUGUCCCGUAUCCAAAGAACAAUUGAUUCCAAUAACACUAGAUGACGAAUACCAACUCGAUCAAGAACAUAUAACGAAGAAGAUAAAGAUGACUCAAGCUAAUGCUGAUAUAUUGAGUUUUAUGCAAAACCCUGUAGUGGUUUUGAAAUUUUGCCAGCAUUUAGCUUUAAGAGAUAGUGUGUGGCAAUUAUCAAAAAAAGGCUCUGAAAUUUUUAAGUGUCACUACUGCUAUAAGAAGCAUAAGUUCUCAGAUGUUAGUGAUGCAUAUUUUAUUGACUUAUGA
Molecule: messenger RNA, 1725 nt
Organism: Debaryomyces hansenii CBS767
Lineage: Eukaryota; Fungi; Ascomycota; Pichiomycetes; Serinales; Debaryomycetaceae
Product: ubiquitin-protein ligase
Exons: 1
Coding region: 1-1725 (574 amino acids)
Biological process (GO): proteasome-mediated ubiquitin-dependent protein catabolic process
Cellular component (GO): cytoplasm; GID complex; nucleus
Molecular function (GO): ubiquitin-protein transferase activity
Source: RefSeq, a predicted model, not a curated record